Messenger RNA from Marmota flaviventris (yellow-bellied marmot), 1014 nucleotides. RefSeq names its product carbohydrate sulfotransferase 13. Gene Ontology annotation, cellular component: membrane. The record is from RefSeq and is a predicted model, not a curated record. Gene Ontology annotation, biological process: carbohydrate biosynthetic process; proteoglycan biosynthetic process. Gene Ontology annotation, molecular function: sulfotransferase activity. NCBI's taxonomy places the organism in Eukaryota, Metazoa, Chordata, Mammalia, Rodentia, Sciuridae.
AUGGGCAGGCGCUGCUCCUGGCGGCGACGCGCGUUGGUGGCCGCGGGUCUGGGCGCUGCGCUGCUGCUGCUGUGCGCCCUGCGCCCCGCAUUUGAAAACACAGCCCUGGGCUCCAUUUGGCUCGGAGGAGAGAAGAAGAGUCCCCUGCAGUUACUCUAUGACCUGGACCAGGGCCCGCUCUCGGCCCUGGCGGAGGUGCACCGGCAGCGGCGCGACCUGCUGCGCCGCUCCUGCAACCGCCACACGCGCCGGCAGCGGCUGCUGCAGCCGGAGGACCUGCGGCACGUGCUGGUGGACGACGCGCACGGGCUGCUCUACUGCUACGUGCCCAAGGUGGCCUGCACCAACUGGAAGCGAGUGCUGCUGGUGCUGAGCGGCCGCGCCCGCGGCGAUCCGCGAGCCAUCCCCGCGCACGAGGCGCACGCGCCGGGCCGCCUGCGCUCGCUGGCCGACUUCAGCCCCGCCGAGGUCAACCGGCGCCUGCGCGCCUACCUGGCCGUGCUGUUCGUGCGCGAGCCCUUCGAGCGCCUGGCGUCUGCCUACCGCAACAAGCUCGCGCGACCCUACAGCGCCACCUUCCAGCGCCGCUAUGGCACGCGCAUCGUGCGGCGCCUGCGUCCAGGCGCCCAGCCGGAGGCGCUGACUCGCGGCCAUGAUGUGCGCUUUACCGAGUUCCUCACCUACCUGCUGGACCCGCGCACGCGGCGCGACGAGCCCUUCAACGAGCAUUGGGAGCGUGCCCACGCGCUCUGCCACCCGUGUCGCCUGCGCUAUGACAUCGUGGGCAAGUUCGAGACGCUGGCCGAGGACGCGGCUUUCGUGCUGGGCCUGGUGGGCGCCCCGGACCUGCGCUUCCCUGCGCCUCCGCGACCCCGGGCGGUGCCCGCGCGCGAUCUGGCUGCGCGCCUCUUCCAGGACAUCAGCCCCUUCUACCAGCGGCGCCUGUUCGAUCUGUACAAGAUGGACUUCCUGCUCUUCAACUACUCGGCCCCCUCCUACCUGCGGCUGCGCUAG